Molecule: messenger RNA, 5990 nt
Organism: Bipolaris maydis ATCC 48331
Lineage: Eukaryota; Fungi; Ascomycota; Dothideomycetes; Pleosporales; Pleosporaceae
Biological process (GO): negative regulation of TORC1 signaling; intracellular signal transduction; positive regulation of autophagy
Cellular component (GO): GATOR1 complex
Molecular function (GO): GTPase activator activity
Source: RefSeq, a predicted model, not a curated record
AUGUCGAAGUCCGCAUCACAUCCGCAACAGGCCCGAGUGCAGAAAGUGUGCACCCUAUGGACGCAUGACGACAACUUCUCAAGAGAUGAAAUCGUGUUUAACAGCGAGAAAUUUCCCGAGGUCCCAACCGGUGCUGGUUCCUUGCUUCAGAUAGUAGCCAUACAGGAAGAUAACGCCAUUCGCAAUUUCCAUGCAGGGCCGAAGAGCGCACAGCAUGAUAGCGCACAACACAAACACGACGCAUCUUCUAGAGAUGUUCACAACCAGGGCCAUCCGAGGAGACAUCGUCGAGACUCGAACACGAUAACCCUCGAUGAGAAUGGAUCGACUAUUCCCGGUGGUCGCGACGUCGACGCGGACAAAGCCUAUGUGUUUGUCCCAAAACCUCUUUCUCCAGACCUGAAGUCAAAGUAUCCGAACCUGCAGGUUUCUAUAUCCGAGCGCAUUGCCAAGGUAUUCGGAUUCCGCAAUAGGAUGCAAGUUGUGGUGACAGAGGCUGAUGAAGACCUACAUGAAGCUCAUCAUGUAGAAAUCGUGUUUCGUGAUGAGUAUCUCGCACGCGCAGAUAUGUGGCGCAUGGCAAUCUCUGAGCUCAGCAAACGUACCGUUUACCGAGGCCAGAGACUACUGUUCAUGGGGACCAUCAAAGCUACCAUCAAGCACAUCUACAUCAAUGGCCAGUCUGUCCAUUCUGGUUAUUUUUCGCCCAAGUCGAAACCCAUAUUUCGCAGCGAGUCGGCACGUUACACUCUGUUUAUCCAGAUGUCUCGGGAGAUGUGGGACUUUGAUACCGAAGGUGCCGGAGAGAUUAUGUUUAACAAAGUUGUCAGCGGCUUCCUCCCGGAUCUUUUUAAAAGAUGGCUGAGAAUCAACGCACGACAUCUUGUCACUAUCAUCCUCUUUACUCGAAUGCAAUACGACGGCGAAUUAGUAGCUGAUCAUCUUGAGGGAGCGACAAGCGACACACACUUUGAUUCGCAUUCGGGCACUUUCAGAGAUUACUAUCGAGUCGUUGUAAGCGACAUGGCUAGUGGUGACUGGAUCAACAUCUUGUAUCAGCUCAAGAAAGAGUUUAGAAUGUUCCUUCGCGAGGUGUCUCUUGUGCGCAAACCAGUAAAGCAAGUCGCGAACAAAGAUGAUGUAGGUGUGGAUGGUCCAAUGUCUGAAUUUGUCGUCGCUGGAAGGCCAUCAUCUGCAAGUCAAGGCAACAUUCUUGAAGCUAUCAACCUAGCCGCAGCUCAGUUUUCCAAAGACUACAUUGAUCGCGACCUCGUUCGAACAGGUAUCUCCGUCAUAGUCGUCAGUCCUGGAACAGGUGUUUUCGAGGUGGACUACAACAUGCUCAAAUUGACCACAGAUACACUUAUUGGAUCAGGCAUCGGCAUCGACUUGGUGUGCCUCUCACCAAUGCCACUUCAUUCAGUACCUCUUUUCAAGUAUCAAACUCCUCGCUCGGUUUCCGACUUGAAGGCUGAGCAAGAGAAACACCAUGCAACUCUAGGAGUCUCGCGGACUGAAGAGGACAAAACUCCCCGUCAAAGUCAGCCUAUUUUUGGUUCCGUUUCUCGCGCCUCCACCAUGCAACACAUACCGACAGACGACUCUGCAGAAGCUACAGACAACUGGAGAUUCGCAAUGCCAUAUUGGGUGGAUAUCUCUUUCUGGUCUGGCACUUCUGAAGAGAUCUUGGAGCUUACAAAACCUCGGAAAGCCGACAAAAUAGUGAAGAAGUCUCGAAAAAAAGGUCGCAUCUUCUCCCUCAGAUGCCGUAUUUUUGAACUCCAAAUGAUGGGUGUUAUGGAGAAUGAAAUGGGAGACGUUGCUAUUCCGUACCUGGAAGAAGACCCAAUGUACCCACACCAUCUUCGUGAAUCGUUCGACCGAGACGAUGGUGACCAGAAAACAGUCACUAUAGUCAAACGCUCAACUACUGGAGCAAGUUCCUACUCUUCAAAAGGGGACAAAGAGUAUGGGAAUGACCAAUUAGACGAAAGUAGAACUGCGUACAAGAACUGGAUGGAAGCAUAUGACAAUGGCGUGUUCUCUCCAAUCAUGGAAAGACGCCCCGAAUCAGAGUAUCGAGUACAUCAAAGAAGGCCGAGCGACCAGCUAUCCAGUGGCUCACCCAAACUAUCCAGGAGUUUUCAACUUUCUUCUUCAUUCCGCAGUGUCGGCCCGUCGAUCCCUAAAACCGCCCGUCCACCACCUGAAAACAACUUCCCACAACUUAUGCGUGAGAAGGCAAAAGAGGUCGAGAGUCAUUCUCCCCGUGGUACUGUCUAUCGCAUGUCUGAUCACAAAGUCGAAGGCAUGCCACGUGCUGACAUCCUGCAACGGCAAAAGAACUUGGCAAGAGGCAGUGUCAGUAUGGGGCGUCCAGUAUCGCACAAAAGAGGGGAUUCUGAGGAUUCUCAAAGCCACCAUCCUUCCAUGCAAGCCACCCCAAAGCACUCUCCUGCACCCAGCCGAGGAGUGUCUCCUUCGAGGCGAGCCGGUCUCCCUCCUCUCACUGGCGCGGCAACGACCACUUCAACCAAGGCUGAGAUAAAAAGUAGACCUUCCAACUGGUUUCUGAGACAGAUGAGUUUUGGUGGAAAAGCAGCGCCAGCCAAACCAACCCUCGGAGACGCUACUAUCGAUAUCAGCCAAGGCAAGGUUAAACCUGCCAUGCUGACUGUUGAGAAUAACCAAAAGGGGGUCAUUGCCGAAAGGUUGGCAAGCACUCGUCACACUUCUACGGAGAAAGCUUCGCAGCCUAUUGCCAUCAAACCCGCAUCGCGCACUGGCCCUUUGUCAGCCGAGUCGCUCGCUUCUGAUCGGGCUAGCCGUUCUAUUGAGACUGUCAGAGGCAUGAGAUUCAAUAAACCAUCUAUUCCUUCCCAAUCUAGCUCGGCCGUUCGAGAUCCUGGGUCCACGUUCCUUCUUGCGGGUGCUCGCGGGACGGGGGAGCAUGUUGGACCAAAACCAGAUCUGUCUUCCAGCGGAGGUGCUAGAGAUGUUCCACGGACUUUAUCCCCUACAAGUGCCAUCUCGCCCUGGGCAGUCUUGGUCAAUCCUUGUAAUCCAAAAAGGAAUAACAUCAACUCCAAAAAUCAAUAUCGGCGCUGGCAUCACGUCUUCCCUAGAACGCUACGAACCGGUACCGUGAAAUGGAGGUCGUUAUGCUCGCCCGCCGCUGUCCCUUUGACUCAUGAGUGGUUCCCUACUGUCGAACAAGUCGCAUCGGAAUAUAAUGAGAGCCCAUACAAGAUCACACAAAACGAAGAUGAUGAUAUGCCAGAGGCUCCAAAGAGCAGGGAGUCCCUCAUCAAGGAGCUCAUCGCUUUUCGUCUUUCUCACGGAUUUCAGAUUGUGGUAGGCUCUUCUGUUGCAGAGUUUUCAGGGCGACAAGAGAAAACCCUCGCUAGCAUCCUAGCACCUGAAUACAUGUCCAACGAUGGAGACACCGUUUUUAUGAGCGUGGGAAAUAGCAUCCAUCAACUAGUUUGUGUAGCAGGUGGAGAAGUAGAGGUAAGACGAUACAACCGAAAGCCCACGACAGCUUUGGAAUCCUCCGCCGGCGUCGAUCAGCCCUUUCCGUAUCGAGCCUACAUCCGUACGGCUUUUGAAGACACCUAUAACCCCAGAGACGUAAUCCUAAGGCCACCACGAAGGGAGUACAAUUGGAAUAUCAUCGAUACAUUCCUGGCUGGCUAUCAUGAUGAGUUUUCUGAAAUCCUACGCUUUUGGAGAGCACGUUUCGUCUUGAUUCCUGUUGAGAUACCGGCAGUGCAUAGGCGGCCACUUCCAAUGCUUACUGAAGACUCUGAGGAGGAGAUACGUUUAGAGGGGAUCCGAAAGCUCACGCAGCUGUGGCAAAAAUUCCGUUUCAUAUCUCCCGAAGAGCGUUAUUCUCAGCCCUCUUAUGUUUCGAAACAGAAAGACCCAAAUCCCCUUGCAAUUGAAUACCACACUCGCGAUCCCUCGGCGGUCGUAGCGGCAGGACUAGGCAACUCUUUACUUGAAGACACAGACAGCGAGUUCCAGAACUCUGUCUUCCCAGACUCUGAAAAGUACCAUACAUCGAACAUUGAUAUUAAGAAGCUUGCAGAAGACUUGCAAGGUGAGAAAGGCAUUCAGAUGCUUGAUCGCCGAUGGCACUUGAAAUUGCACUACAAUUGCUUCUUAGGCUUUGACUUAACCAACUGGCUCCUCUCGAAUUUCAAGGACAUUGAAACUAGAGAUGAAGCUGUAGAUUUCGGAAACGAACUCAUGCACAAGGGCCUAAUUCAGCAUGUGCAGCGAAGACAUCCGUUUCGUGACGGCAAUUUCUUUUUCCAGAUUGCGGCAGAAUAUCGGGCUCCUCGAGUUGAGUCGCGAACGGGAUGGUUUGGCAUGCGAAAGACAGACAAGUCAGUUCCUUCUACGCCACUCUCAGAGGCGCCACGGACAUCGCCUUUGAUCUCGAAGACCAUCAAGUCACGACCUAGCACGGGGGAUUCAUCAUCUACAAACUCUGACUCUCCCCGAGAAGGCGAAAAAACUCCAACACGUGCUGAGCCUCCUAAGAGGAAAGUCAUUCUGUCCCGCGUUAUGCGGUACGAUGUGGAUCCUAGGAAGCGUUCAUACCGCCCUGAGAUUAUCUCGCUACACUAUGAUCGUCUACAUAACCCUGACAAUUGCUAUCAUAUCCGCAUCGAUUGGAUGAACGUAACGGCAAAGCUUAUAGAAGAUUCUAUUGUUACCUGGGCUACAAGCGUAGAGAAGUACGGCCUAAAACUCGUCGAAGUCCCUAUCGCCGAGGUAGCAAACAUUGUUGACCAUCACCCCUUCCGGUCUCCAUAUCUUGUCAAACUAGCACUCCAGCCUCCCAAAUCCCAGCCGGAGAAUAUGUGGGACUCAACUAGCUUCUCUCCUCAAUACUCUAGGACAGACAAAUUUGUGUAUCAUAAAGCUCUGUUACGGAGGUUGAACUUUGUUCUUGACAUGGAAGCUGCUAGCGCAUUUCCACCAGACGUGGAAGUAACGUAUUCCUGGGGUAAUCCAGACUACAAGUACACGCAGUUCAUUCAUCGCAGUGGAGGAGUGCUCGCUCAAAUCACCGACGAAGGAAACUUCUUGCUGCUAGCAAAUCGCCUCGCACAUAAUCGUGCCAAAGACAACAGUAGAAUCCGCCAUGUCGACCCUUAUGAGCACAAAAAAGCGACAAUGGACGGUAGCCAAAGCAGUCGCAUGCCCUCAACACCAGCAGCAGAGCGUGGUAAUCCGCAUCGUAGUCCCUUUUCCAGUCCCUUGGCUCGGCCAGUCCAGGAUGCUAGCCUGUUACACACCGCACUCACCAGCCACGAACAGAGAUCAUCUACAGCCACCACACCGCAUCUUGCAGCUAUCACUUCGCUAACUCCCGAGCAAGUCAAGGACGAAGUAGAAGCAUUCUGCUCCAACAUCUCUCUCCUCUCUUCCUUCUACGCCGAAGGACUCCGCCACGCCCCUUCGCCUUCGCCACGAAUCCUACCCGUAGGCGAUGACAAGAUACCAAGCCUAGGCUUACCCCCAGCGAUUAGCAUUAGAGAUGCAAGUCCGGCGGCUGGAGGGUGGACGCUGAGCAGUACGUUUGGAGGGCCUAGUGGCAUAGCCGGAAGAAGACAGGGUAGCGAGGGAAGCAUGUUUAACCUGGGGAGGCGCGGUAGUGCUUUUGAAGGCAUGGAGGGUGGGCCACGAAGGGAGAAUAGUCAGGGAAGUGUUAGUAGCGGUAUAUAGACAUGUGAGAGUGGACGUCGUUUUCAUGGGAUGGGGAUUUUCUUCUUUUUUUUUUCUUCUUGCGAGUGUAAUGGAGAAGGCGGUGUCGAGGUUUGUUUGGCGUAGGAAAGGUACUGCGCCUGACCAUCACUAGUUUCUAGCUUCAUAACCUCGUUACCGGCUCGUUUGGGUAUUCUAGAGGAUCAUCAAGACGUGUUUUCCAUAUUUCUUGCCAUCAGUGUCACGUUUUUAGAUCAUUUGAUAGUCGGCAU